This is a messenger RNA of Jaculus jaculus (lesser Egyptian jerboa), 4768 nucleotides long. RefSeq names its product centlein (gene Cntln). Lineage: Eukaryota; Metazoa; Chordata; Mammalia; Rodentia; Dipodidae. The record is from RefSeq and is a predicted model, not a curated record. Gene Ontology annotation, cellular component: centrosome; centriole. Bases 80 to 4300 code for a protein of 1406 amino acids. Gene Ontology annotation, biological process: protein localization to organelle; centriole-centriole cohesion. The transcript has 26 exons.
UGCGCGGCCAGCUCUCCAGGAUGGGGAAAGGGAAGGUGGAGUUUCCCAGAGGGACCCUGACCCGUUAGGAGCCGCGGCCAUGGCGGCGCGCUCGCCGCCCUCACCGCUCCCUUCGCCCCCAGUUCGACACCGGGGCUCGGGGUCCCCACGCGUGGGGCGCGGAGCCGAGGUGCAUGCCGUGCGCAGCGAGGCCUCGGGUGUGGGCUCCGCGCGGGGCGUCGUGGCGGAUAUAAGUGAUGUAGUGUGGCGGGGCGGAGAAGGGUCGGGGGCCCGGCGAGGGCCGGGCGGGGCGGCUCCAGCUCAGGCUCCCCUGGUCAGUGCGCCCGCGGGCUCCACGCGGUUCCGGGGCAUCUCGGUAGAGGAGGCGAAGGUGAGCCGGACGCAGCUGCUGCAGGAAGAGCUGAGCGCCCUAAAGGAGGAGCUGGCCCUGUGUCAGGCUGACAAAGAAUUUGUAUGGUCUUUGUGGAAACGUCUCCAGGUAACAAACCCAGAUCUCACCCAAGCUGUCAGUUUGGUUGUGGAAAGAGAAAAACAGAAAUCUGAAGCCAAAGACAGAAAAGUUCUAGAAAUUCUUCAAGUCAAGGAUGCUAAAAUACAAGAAUUGGAACAGAGAGAAUCAAUACUAAAACAGGAAAUAAAUGACCUUAUAAAACAGAAGAUGAAAGUGGAUGAAAAAAAUGGUUUCUUGAGGAAAGAAUUCAGUGACUUACAGAAGAAAUUUAAAGAUAAAAGUCAAGAAGUUAAGGACACGAAGGAGUGUGUACAGAGUAAAGAAGAGCAAACCACACUGCUUAUAAAAAACCUGGAGGAGGCAAAUGAGAAAUUAAGUACCCGCUGCACUGACCUGCUAAGUGACCUGGAGAAACUGAGGAAGCAGGAAGCACAAUGGAGAAAAGAAAAAUGUAGCACAGAUGCAAAAAUAAAGGCCUGUGAAGACAAUUUAAUUGAAGCAAAGAAAGAAAUUGAAGUAUCACAGAGUAAAUAUAAUGCUCUAUCAUUACAGUUGAAUAAUAAACAGACUGAGCUAAUACAGAAAGACAUGGACAUUACCCUGGUCAGGAAAGAAUUGCAGGAGCUGCAGAACCUCUACAAACAGAACAGCGCACAUACGGCACAGCAAGCAGAGCUGAUCCAACAGCUUCAACUUCUCAAUAUGGACACACAGAAAGUACUGAAGAACCAGGAGGAUGUCCACACAGCUGAAAGCAUAUCAUAUCAAAAACUUUAUAAUGAAUUAUAUAUUUGUUUUGAAACCACAAAAUCAAGUGAAGCUAUGCUCCGGCAAAGUGUUAUUAAUCUUCAGGAUCAGCUAUUUCAAAAAGAACAAGAAAAUACAAAAUUAAAAGAAAAACUUCAGCAAUCACAAGGCACAACCUAUCCUUUACUUCAAGAAAGUGAUUUAAAUCCCUCAGCACAGGAGUCUCAACAACCAUCCUUAUCAAACUUGGAAACAUUAAUGGUCUCACAGAAAUCUGAAAUUGAGUAUUUACAGGAGAAGCUGAAAAUUGCAAACAAAAAGCUAUCAGAGAAUAAUAGAUCUUCCACCAAGAGUUUCUCAGAGAAGAGCAUCAUGUCGAGUGUUGAAGGAAAAUACAAGGAACCACCUGUGAAACGUUCAAGGUCUUUGUCCCCAAAGAGCUCUUUCAGGGACUCAGAGGAGCUCAGGAAGCUGAGAAUAGCUGAAAGGAAGAUUGAAAAUUUAGAGAAGACUCUACAGCUAAAGAGCCAAGAAAAUGAUGAGCUAAGAGAUGCCCAUGAAAAACGCAAGGAAAGGCUACAGAUGUUACAGACCAACUACAGAGCAGUAAAAGAGCAAUUAAAACAGUGGGAAGAAGGCAGUGGCAUGAUUGAAAUCAGAAAAAUUGAAAGAGCAGAGCCUCAACAACUUCGACAAGAAGAUUCUGAUGCCGUGUGGAAUGAACUGGCAUAUUUCAAAAGGGAGAACCAGGAUCUAAUGAUUCAAAAGAUGAAUCUUCAAGAAGAGUUGGAUGAACUUAAAGUACAUAGAUCUGUUGACAAGGCAACAAUACAAGAAUUGAACAGGUAUAUAGCAGAGAAAAGAGAAGAACAACUCUUUAGAUACUGUGAAGAUGAUGGGGUCAAGAAGAGUCCUCCAGAGAAGAAUGGGAAAGAAAUGUCGGAGCAGACAUUACAGAAGGUCAUUGAGUUGGAAAAUCGCCUAAAAUCUUUUGAGAAAAGGUCAAGAAAAUUAAAAGAAGGGAAUAAAAAAUUAAUGAAAGAAAAUGAUUUCCUGAAAACCCACUUAAAACAACAUCAAGAAGAUGCAGAGAGCAGAGAAAGAGAGCUAGAACUGCUCCUGAAGGAGAGUAAAGAUGUAGAAAAAGGCAAAUCUGAACUUCAAGUGAAAAUCAGUGAGCUGGAGAGAGAAGUUGCUGCCCUAAGAAGGCAAGUGGCAGAAGCUGAGACAUUCAGAAAUGAACUUGAAGACGUGGCGGAUCCCGGGGAGAAACUGCAUCACUCAGCCGACAAGGCCAAAUCUGAGAUGGCCACCACAAAAGUCAAGUCUGGACAAUAUGAAUGCAAAACAACUACUACCAAGGUUAAGUUUAAAGCCGCCAAGAAAAAGUGCUCUGUGGGUCGCCACCAUACUGUUCUCAAUCACUCUGUCAAGGUUAUGAGCAAUGUUUUUGAGAACCUUAGCAAGGACGGCUGGGAGGAUGUAAGUGAAAGCAGCAGUGAUUCUGAAACACAGAAUUCUCAAAAUUUGGGAACAAUUAUUGUGGAAACAUCUGAGAAAAUAAGCUCUCUGGAGGAUGACAAAAACCAGAAAGUAAGUGAUCAAAUUAUGGAUGGCCAAAGUCAAGGAAAAGAAGUGGAACAAACAUAUUCCAGUGUAGUCAGCAAAACCCCAAAGGAUAUUCAUCAUUAUAAGAAUACUAAAAGGAAAACUUUUCCAAAUAAGAAUCCGAAUAUGCAAAAAAGUUCACAUUCCAUAGUUCCUACUAGAGUGUACAAAGAAAAGUGCAAGAAUAUACCUAUCCAAAAAUCAAGUAGCACUUCUAUUUUAUUGCGAGAACGGAUUACAUCCUUGCAACGACAAAACAGUGUACUUCAGAAUGCCAGAAAAGCAGCAGAAUUAUCUGCUAAAGCAUACAAAGAAAUCAAUGAGAAGCUCCUCCAUCAGCAGCAAAUAUCUGACCAACGAUUUCAGAUGAGCAGACAGACAAUAAAGAAACUAACUUUGGAUGUGGCUGGCCUUCAAAAAGAAAAAGAAGAUUUACUAAAGAAGUUGGAAUCCUCAUCUGACAUCACAAGUUUGGCAGAAGAGGUUUCCCGGGUCCUGGUUCCACAAAUACAAGUUACAUCCCUUGCUCCUUCAAGAAGCAUGGAUUUGGAAAUGAAGCAGUUGCAGUGUAAAUUGAAGAAUGCAACUAAUGAACUCACCAAACAAUCCUCAAAUGUGAAGUCUCUGAAAUUUGAACUCCUAGCAAAAGAAGAACACAUAAAAGAAAUGCAUGAAAAGAUAUCGCGAAUGGAGAGGGAUAUAGCUAUGAAAAGACAUUUAAUUGAGGACCUGAAAUUUCGACAGAAGUUAAAUUCAGAAAGUAAUGAGAGUUUUAGUGAAAUGUUAGAAAAUCUUGAGAAAAAGGUAAAGACCUUAAGUGAAGAAUGUUCAAACAAGAAGGUAUCAAUUGACUCACUAAAGCAAAGGCUUAAUGUUGCUGUAAAAGAGAGGUCACAGUAUGAGCAGAUGUACCAGAAAACUAAAGAAGAGUUGGAAAAAAAGGAUCUCAAGCUAACUCUCCUAGUAUCUAAAAUUAAUGAAACAGAAUCUGCAAUGGCAGAAAUUGAGACAGCAGCAUCCAAGCAGCUCCAAGGAUUAGCCCUGCAAAGUGAGCAGGUCCUAGAAGGUGCACAGAAGAAACUGACGUUCGCCAAUGAAAAGAUAGAUGAGUUCACCCUGUUUGUGAAGGCUUUGGUCAGAGAGUUACAAAGUGAUGUCAAUGGGAUAAGGCGUCAAAUCAGAGAGCUUAAAAAAAUGCAGAAAACCAGGAAUGCUUGUAAAACCUCAACGCAUAAAGCCCAGACCUUGGCAGCUUCUAUCCUGAACAUUUCACGGUCAGACCUAGAGGAAAUACUGGAUACAGAAGAUGAAGUGGAAAUUGAAAAGGCAAAAAUAGAUGCUGAAAAUGACAAGGAAUGGCUGUUCUAUAUUCAGAAGCUUAUUGAUGGACAGCUUCCUUUUGCCUCAUAUUUACUAGAAGCAGUCCUGGAGAAAAUAAAUGAGGACAAGAAGCUACUUGAAGGAUAUUUCACAAUUAUGAAAGACAUGAGAUGACAUAAUAAUGGAGAAUUUUUUCCCAAGUGUGAGGACUUUACGUGAUGGGAAUGUCAAACACACAUGGCAAUUCAGAUACAGUAUCUACACCAGCUAUCAAUAGUUAGGUUCAAUACCAAAGUAAGAAAUCUCUGAAACUAAUUAAUUGCUGAACAAGUGAAACUAAUUAAGUGCAUGGCCAUUUAAAAGGAAAUAGUCUAGCAUUUGAUUGUUGAAUACAAAUAUUGCCACAAAUCAAUGCAAACUUAAAAAUGAUUUUCCUUCUGAUACACAGAAAAAAAAAAUAGAACAAGCUUCACACACACAAAUUGGCCUGAUUACAAAAUGACAACAACAAUAAAAAAGUUGUAAAUGAAGUAUUUAAUGUUUUAAGUUUAAGAAAAAUAGACUUCAUGUGAAACUAUAAUAACUUGCCUUACAUAUUUGUGAAGAGUGAAACCACAAUUGAAAGGAUGGACAUUAUGUAAA